AAAGACGAUGGAUGUUUACAGGAGGCAUCAUUAUUAAUCAUGAAGUUCUUGGCACUAGUCUCGAUAGUAACAGUAGCCGCUGCAGUGCCCCAAGGCUACAAUCUAGGCACACCAUCUGGAGGUGGACUCACACAUGGUGGAUCUAUAGAUGGUGUUGCAGGUGGAAUUGGCGUUGGCGGAGCAGAUGAAGUUGGAGGCCUUGUUGCUGGUUGUCAGGAUGGCCAAAUCCUACACGUGGAUGGUUCUUGUGUAACUCCCGUCAUUACUAGAAAAGUGUUCUUAUAUGAUGCCCCUGAAGUACCUGAGGGCCCAGGCGGUCCGCUUCCGAGUGUUCCACCACCCAAAGUAGAGCACAAUAUCCUCUUUGUAAGCGUCCCAGAAGCUGCCUCACCACCUGAACCCAUCAUUGUCCCUCCACCUAAGCAGACAAGUGCUGUUUACGUUUUAAAUAAACAGGAAGAAGAGGCUCAACAAGUCAUCGAGGUUGCGCCUGCUCCAGCCUCUGAUCCAGAAAUCUAUUUCGUGAACUACCAAGAUGGAGAAAACCCAACCCUUCCUAUUGGAGUAGAUCUUGAGACUGCCCUCAGUGUUGCCAGUGCAGCCGGUGGUGCAGUUAUCGGAGGUGCUGGUGCUCUCGGUGUUGGCGAUGACCUGGGUGCAUUAGGCGGCGGCGAGGGAGCUAUUGAAGGCUUCGGAGGAGUUAGUGGAGGAUUUGGAGACAGUGGAGCAGGAGUUGACGGAGGAUUUGGAGGCAAUGGAGCAGGAAUUAACGGAGGAUUUGGAGGCAAUGGAGCAGGAAUUAGUGGAGGGAAUGGAGCAGGAAUUAAUGGAGGUUUUGGAGGCAAUGGAGCAGGUGGUAAUGGAGGAUUUGGAGUUGAAUUUGUUGGUGCAAAUGGGGGAAGCGGUUCUUUUAGUGUUAGUAGCGGCAGCCCAUCAAACCUCUACAACAACCCUUAAGAUAAUUGAGGCUUAUUUUCGAUUCAAUACAUUGUUAUCUAUUUUUCAUUUGUGAUGUUUGUUUGCGUGUUUAUAAGUACAACUGAAUAAAGAAUUUAUAAAAUUAAAAAGGAAAAUGUA
Messenger RNA from Penaeus vannamei (Pacific white shrimp), 1077 nucleotides. RefSeq lists its product as uncharacterized. NCBI's taxonomy places the organism in Eukaryota, Metazoa, Arthropoda, Malacostraca, Decapoda, Penaeidae. The record is from RefSeq and is a predicted model, not a curated record.